This is a messenger RNA of Lathyrus oleraceus (garden pea), 1301 nucleotides long. RefSeq names its product myosin-6. Gene Ontology annotation, biological process: actin filament organization. The record is from RefSeq and is a predicted model, not a curated record. Gene Ontology annotation, cellular component: actin cytoskeleton; cytoplasm; membrane. The coding region runs from base 114 to 1301 and encodes 395 amino acids. Gene Ontology annotation, molecular function: actin filament binding; microfilament motor activity; ATP binding. NCBI's taxonomy places the organism in Eukaryota, Viridiplantae, Streptophyta, Magnoliopsida, Fabales, Fabaceae. The transcript has 12 exons.
GAGUUCUAGAUAUAUACGGAUUCGAGAGUUUCAAGACAAACAGCUUCGAGCAAUUUUGUAUCAAUUUGACAAAUGAGAAGUUACAGCAGCAUUUCAACCAGCAUGUCUUCAAAAUGGAGCAAGAGGAAUAUACAAAGGAAGAAAUUGAUUGGAGUUAUAUAGAGUUCGUUGAUAAUCAAGAUGUUCUCGAUCUUAUUGAGAAGAAACCUGGCGGCGUUAUUGCUCUUCUGGACGAGGCCUGUAUGUUUCCAAGAUCAACGCACGAAACAUUUGCUGAAAAGCUAUAUCAAACACUUAAGGACAAUAAGCGAUUCAGCAAACCGAAGUUGUCACGAACUGACUUCACCAUCAAUCACUAUGCUGGUGAUGUCACGUAUCAAACUGAUCUUUUCCUUGAUAAAAACAAAGACUACGUUGUUCCGGAACACGCUGCGCUGCUCUGUGCUUCCAAGUGCUCCUUUGUUUCAGGACUUUUCCCACCUUUACACGAGGAAAGUACUAAAUCAACAAAGUUUUCUUCUAUAGCCACUCAGUUUAAGCAACAACUGCAAUCUUUGCUUGAAACAUUGAGUGCGACUGAGCCACACUACAUUCGUUGUGUAAAGCCAAAUAAUCUUCUUAAGCCGGGGAUAUUUGAGAACAACGAUGUGUUACAGCAGCUUCGAUGUGGGGGUGUAAUGGAGGCAAUUAAAAUAAGUUGCGCUGGAUAUCCAACUCGAAAGAACUUUGAUGAAUUUGUUCAGCGGUUUAGUAUAAUGGAACCUAAGGUUCUAAAAUCAUGUCCUGAUGAGAUGACGGCUUGCAAGAGACUUCUAGAUAAAGCAAACCUUAAAGAUUAUCAGAUAGGAAAGACAAAAGUUUUCCUGAGAGCAGGUCAAAUGGCAGAACUAGAUGCAUGUCGUGCCGAGGUCCUAGGAAGAUCCGCAAUCGUUAUUCAGAAAAAAGCUCGCACAUAUAUUUGUGAGAAACAGUACAAGUUAUUGCGAUUUUCUGCCAUAGAACUACAAAGGGCUAUUAAAGGACAACUUGCAAGACGUCGGUAUGAAUGCAUGAGAAGGGAGGCCGCAUCUUUGAUAAUCCAGAAACAAAUCCGCAUGUAUCUUUCGAGAAGUGCUUAUAAAACUACCUAUUCCAAAGCUGUUUGUAUUCAAAUCGGCAUGCGAGGAAUGGCUGCUAGAAAUGAACUUCGAUUCAGGAAGCGGACCCUAAGAAGACUGCAGCUAACCGAAGGCAUCUACAAAGCUUAUCUCAAAAGAGCAAUGAAUCCUUCAGACGAUAUACGCAACGAUAAAGAGAAUUAG